AUGGAUAGACUGCUGCGCACCUAUCUGCUGAUAUUUUCCUGUUUUACAUUUGUCUGCAUCGAUGGAAGAGAUCAAGACUCGUUUCCUUCAUGUGAAGUUACACUGAUGGUCCAUAGAGGCACGACAUUAAAAACUGCCCCGCGACAACCACUGACAGUCAAAUGUCCUGUCAAACACUGUGGAGAAUCAGUAGAUGUCGCCUGGUGUAAACUGCUCAACACAAACAGAUGUGAACAGAUUUAUGAAACUGGGAAUGUAGAAAUAAUACAGGAUGAAAUGAUCUCAUCUUUGAUUUUCAAACGGAUAUCCAUUUAUGAUGACGGCCUCUACAGAUGUUAUUUAAAAGGAUCGAAAUAUGUGGCGUUCAGUCACAUCAUCAACAUCUCAGUUUCGGAUGAGUUACCAAGCGCUGCUGGUGAUGAGGAAGAGUCCUGGCAGCCCUACGUCUACAUCUGUGUUAGCAUAACUCUUCUGGUCGUCAUUUUGACAGUGAUAACCCACCUGAGUUUUUAUGGCUGGAAACGAAUCCUGACUUUCAAUCAUGCAGAGGGACAGGAAAUAUCUACUCAUGUAAUACCCAACCUUCCCAAGGGGAAUGCUCCUUUCUCUCCUGUCUUGAAAACCCACUUCUCCAUUCUGGAUGACAUUUACUAUCCAAGUACAGCAAGAAGACCGCUACCACAACCUCCCCUGAUGAACAAUGGGAACCAACCUGCUGUGGCAGAUAAAAGUCAAACGUCAGACCAUGCAGUCUAUGCUGUCAUCAACCACCAGCAGUCUAGGGUGUGA
Messenger RNA from Micropterus dolomieu (smallmouth bass), 789 nucleotides. RefSeq lists its product as uncharacterized. Gene Ontology annotation, biological process: immune response-regulating cell surface receptor signaling pathway. The transcript has 6 exons. NCBI's taxonomy places the organism in Eukaryota, Metazoa, Chordata, Actinopteri, Centrarchiformes, Centrarchidae. Gene Ontology annotation, cellular component: plasma membrane. Gene Ontology annotation, molecular function: signaling receptor activity. Bases 1 to 789 code for a protein of 262 amino acids. The record is from RefSeq and is a predicted model, not a curated record.